GCUUUGCUUUUCGCGCUCGUUACCUUUUCUUUUUGUUCCUUGAAACAAUGCUUAAACAAAAAUCGUCACGUAUUAAUCGAUUUUCUGCUGCUACCAAUCGACACCAGCGUGUGUUCGUCGACAACGGAAGCGGCAAUGGUGCUUUACCUGCCGAAUACGCCACACGACUGAAUUUCUACUCGCAUCCUCCACCUGCCGAAAUCACUAUUGAAGAAUUUGAAACUUAUGCGCUUGAUCGUCUUCAAGUAUUGAAGACUUUGGAGACGGCGUCAUUACGAAAUAAGCACGGCCCUGAAUACAAAAAACAAGUGGAUCAAGCACUUGAAAAACACUUGCCUUUGAAAUCCAACAUGUCGAGAUCACCUACUCUAUUAGAAGAACGUCGAAAAGAUCAUAUAAGUCAUUUCGUAUUACGCCUUGCUUAUUGCAGAAGUGAAGAUCUUCGCGCAUGGUUUUUACGACAAGAAUGUGCGUUGUUCAAAUUUCGGUUUGAGCAGGAGUCGUUGGAAGAAAAGAAGAAUUUCGUAUCAAGUCUCAACUUGAGCUGGUCAAUUGUUGAACAUGCUGAAAAGGAUCAAUUGUUGGAUAAACUGGCUGCGUGUACAGUCUGGAAAGCAGGCAAAACUGCUCAGGCAGCACGGGAUAUGGUUAAUAAUGAGACAUACUUUAAGGUCGAUUUCGAAAAGGUGCCGGAUCUGAUAGGCCGACGAGCUGUGUAUAUGGCACAAGGCAAAGCCUACGUGCCAAUGUCAGAACAAAUAAGUAUAGUCAUGGAUGAAUUUAGAGCAAAACUAUUGGCAGCACUCGAGGCUACUUCAAAAGCCUUACCGCGCAUGGAAGAAGAUGACCGACUCAAGCCCAUAUUGUUAAAUGUUGAAAAGCAGUAUAUUGGAAAGGAUUAUGGCACUUCUGCGAAUGUGAACGGUUCAGUACGUGCAAGUGACGUGGAUCAGCUGGUCCAUCUUCACGCUCCACUCUGUAUGAAACAUAUGCAUUCUUCUCUUCGAGCGGAUAAGCACUUACGGCAUGGUGGUCGCAUGCAAUACGGUCUCUUCUUAAAGGCGAUUGGCUUAACCGUUGAAGAAGCUUUGGUCUUUUGGCGCACAGCAUUUUCAAACAUUACGGACGACAAGUUUCAAAAGGAGUAUUCAUACAACAUUCGCCACAACUAUGGUUUGGAAGGCAGACGCGUUAGUUACGCACCAUACAACUGCAUGAAAAUUAUCUCUGGAAAUCCACCCUCUACAGGUGAUCAUCACGGCUGUCCAUUCCGACACUUCUCACAAAACAACUUGGAAUCCAAGCUUUACUCUGAGCGAAUUGGCACCGUAAACGUAAAUGAAAUCAUGAACUUGGUCCGGGAUCGGCACUAUCAAGUCGCAUGUACACGCUAUUUCGAAGUCUCUCAUGCACAAAAGGGGGAGACAACAGCGACAACAACAGCUAACAAAAUUGAUACCAUUGAACAUCCAAACCAGUAUUAUGAAACCAGCAAACGACUGGCGAAUGAAUCGCUCGCUCCUAAUAAUAAUAAUGGCGAUGCCAUGGACAUCGACCGAUAAUACAGUUAAAUAAUAAAAAGUCUAUUAUUUUAUACGAUGUAAU
Zychaea mexicana is the source of this 1605-nucleotide messenger RNA. Its product is annotated as DNA primase large subunit Spp2. Lineage: Eukaryota; Fungi; Mucoromycota; Mucoromycetes; Mucorales; Lichtheimiaceae. The transcript is spliced from 10 exons. The record is from RefSeq and is a predicted model, not a curated record. Gene Ontology annotation, cellular component: alpha DNA polymerase:primase complex. Gene Ontology annotation, biological process: DNA replication, synthesis of primer. Bases 48 to 1562 code for a protein of 504 amino acids.